Molecule: messenger RNA, 3813 nt
Organism: Drosophila mauritiana
Lineage: Eukaryota; Metazoa; Arthropoda; Insecta; Diptera; Drosophilidae
Gene: mi
Exons: 9
Coding region: 389-3205 (938 amino acids)
Source: RefSeq, a predicted model, not a curated record
GUACCACCGCCAAAAGCAGGCAGAUGUUCUUGCAGGCAGCGAUUUUAACAACAGUGUUUUAUAGAUAAAUUAACAAAUUAAAGGUAUUUUAAGGCGCUAGACAACAUGCAAUAGGAGCUACAAGCUCGCGGGCACAACUGGAUACUAGCGAUAGACGUGCAGCGUGCGGCUCGAGCGCCUUAAAUGCCCGCAAAAGUCGGACUUCUACGCGCGUUUUUCGCUUGGGUAACUUAGUUUUCCCCGACCUGGGAAAAGUGCCACAUUUCCAAAAGCCUUUCGUAAGGCUCCACAAUCUUGAGCAGCCUGUACAAAAUGCCGCGUGCCUAAAAUAACUUCGGGCUAUAGAAGAAGCUAUAACUACAACGAGAAAUCUAUUUUUAUUCGAAGAAUGGCCACUAUUGGGAACAAGAUAAACAACAGCUACGAAUCGGAGCCUUCUACAGGAAGCGGGUCUUCGCUCAGUGAAAACAAUGAGAGCCACAUAUCUGACGAGGAUCACAUGAACUUACCGUAUCUGAUGAAACCGAAAGCACUGAGCAGCCAGCCCAUCAAGGAAACCCCAACGCCGCCCAAUCCGAAGACGGGCAGCCAGGAAUCGCAGUUCCUGGGCUUCGGAGACAGCCCAUAUGGCCAGGUGAACAAGCGACUGUAUGGCUCCCAGCUGCAGAACCUCAAGCUGCCGGAGGUGGAGCCCCCUGCCGUCCGUCGUCCCUCGCCGGGCAAGAUUGUCUUCCCCCGGUUCUACGACACCCUCAUCGAGGAGAACAGCUGCAAUGCCGUGGACAUGGCCGUGUCAGUGGCCACUACAGCCACCACGACAACUGGCAGCCUCUCCUUCGAUGGCAAAAUCAAGAGUCUGACCGCAAAGCCCGAAAUUCAGGACAAGCCUGGGCCCUCCAAUGCCAAUCCACGACUGUCCAACGUGCUGGAAACCUCGCUCAACACCUCGCAGCAGAAGUUCAACAACGAACGCUCGCCUGAUCUCUUUGCCGACAGCGACGAUGAAGCUGACAACGACGAGCAACCGGAAAAGGAGCUGCCCACGAGGCUGGAGGAUCUGCCCGAGGUUUUGGAAGAGUCGCAGUGCACCAGCGACACACGAGCUCGCUGCUCGCUGAAUGCGCCCACGGAGUCCAGCUUUGUGGAUGAGCAGACGAUGGACCUUUCGACCACCCAGCUGAACGCCAACGAUCCCCGGUCACAUUUCUUGGAGAACUGCAGGAGAGAACGGGAGCUGUAUCGGCGAAUACGUCGGUGCCUUCAGGGAGUGCGUCCGCCGCCGUCGGUGACUGCACCCGAUGUGGACGUCAUCAAAAUGGUGCUAAGCAUGAAGUCAAACGUGCUGAACUUUCUCUCCAAGGAUAGCCCAGCAUCUACUCCCACAAUCGAGGACAGUGGCAUCAGCGAAACAACCUCUCUGUUUCGACCCUCUCACAGUCUCUCGGAGGCUCAAAACAUGGGCUGGCGGGAUGUGCUGGGAGUGAGACAUCAUGGACUGAGCUACAAUCUUAACAAGGCUGCCGAACAAAAUGAAUACCUCAGCAUGUCCGUGGUGGACCGCUAUGUGGGCGUGGAAACCGCUACGUCCUAUGUGAGAUCGCCCUCGAGCGCCAAGAAGAGAAACAUGCGUAUGAAAAUGUUAACCCAAUCGCCUGGAAACCGCCUCAGUCAUUUGGCCAAACGACGUGCCAUAUUUUCCUCUGCGAAUCUAGCCACCAACUCACAGAAGCUUAACAGCUCAAUUGGACCACAAAUAAUGCUAGAUAAGAAAAAAGUGCGAAAUAAACGCAAGGCCACGCCCAAACGAAAGACGCCGGGCAGCAAGAAAAAAGCUCGCAAGACGCCAUCUUCAUCCGCCCGAAAGCGCCUCUACCGCACUGAUCUCAUCAAGCCAGGACCUUCGAGAGAAACCUCCAAGCGUGCCUUAUUCCAAAGUCCGGCCAAAACCCUGCAGCAACAGCAGUUAAUGCCGCCCAAACCGCUCUUCAAGCCGGAGAUUGCGAACCGCGUAGAGCGGUCGAAGCGCGCUCUCUUUUCGCCGGAUCACCAGGGCAGUAACCAGCUAGAGUCGAUCCUGAAGCGGAAAAGAAACGCCUGCGAUGACGAGGAUUCAGCUGAUUUGGCUAGCCAGAGCAGCAAGCUCUUCCGCGCCGAGAGCAGUGGACCCAGUGGGUUGACUCCUCGUGCGCUAAAGAUCAAGAGCCAGAGUUUCUGCAUUGGGGCUGGUUCCUCCACUGCGGGUGUUCAGCUAAAGUUGGCGCAGCACACGGCUGCUACCCCUGGCCAGACGCGGCUCAGUCUUGGUCUGAGCGGUAGCAGUAGCAACCUGGUUAACCCGGCCUCUUUUGCAAGCGGUACGCCACUGGCGAGUAAACUGCACAGAGCGCACUCGGAGAUGAGCGCCACACCGAAUAGCAGUAUGACUGAUAACCAGCGAAAGAAACUGCUUUGGGCUGUGUCACAGGCACUGCAGGAGAAGAAAAUUACGCCGAAGCACGAGCAAUUCCGUCGGCAUGCGGCAGACCUUACGCGCAUUGUGAAGCGCAUCUUCCAGGAAUUCUACCUGGGGCAUUCGUCCAGCAACAGCGAAACCCUGCUAAGGCUGGCCAAGAAGUUUGCCUUUAGCGUGAUUGCGGGGAAGAAUGCGGACGACAUUUACCUGCAGGCGCGCAGUCAGGAAUGCGAGGCCAAGCGGCUGUCGAGCACCCGCCUCUCGGGCUACAUUGGUCCGGAGGAGUUUGCCCAGCGUAAACUGCUUCUCUCGCAAACAUCGGCCGUAGGAUCAACAGCAGGUUCGGCGCGAUCCCUGCACAACAUCUUUGGCAGCGAGAACUCCAUCGAUUCCUUCGGUCUGAGUCAAAUGAGCCUGCCCACAAAUGCCUGCUCCGAUACGCAAUCGAGUAUAGUGGAUCGCAUCUCGGAGGAUCUCUUCUGCAAGGAACGCCAACCCAUCCGGCCCAAUGCCUCGCUCCAGAACAGCUCGUCGAAGAGUAACCUAGGCGGACUGGCGCUGCGCGAGAACAUGGACUGCGAGGCUCGCCGAUCGGCGCAAAAGAACUUCACCGGCAAGGACCAGCAGAACAUCAGUCCCUACUUCGGAGGCGGCGGAAGUAACAGCUCGGCGCGCAAGUUCCAAAUGCCACCCGUGGGCAACAGCAACCACUCCGGAGGCAAAGCCAAGAGACAGAUUUCCUUUGACUGCUAGAACAGUAGGACCAAUAGAAUGAUUGUUGAAAAGGCAUUAUAAUGAUAUGAUGUUCUUAAAUCCUCUCCGAUCCCUUGAAAUUAUAGGAGUCGGCAAGGAGCAGCCAGACGUGUACAUGAGUUUUAGCUCUUUAGCAUUUUAAGCAAAAAGAUUAAUUCGUUUUUGUUUCCAUUAUUUUUGGUUGUUUUAGCUUAAUUUAUUGAACUGUCAGGUCUCUUUAAAGCCUUUCAAACCAUUUAUAUAUAAUGACAGACAAUCGUAUAUUAAUAGGUAUAAGUAAAAUAAUCUGAUAUAGAUCUUAUAGAUCGCCUCUCCUUCGACUCGCAAGACUCCCGACUUCUCCUUGAGCUCAAAAAAUGCAAGUUAACUUUAUUUCAGUAACGGCAUUCAUAUAUGAUCUAUAUGGGAUUUAUUUUAUGCGACUCAAGUUUGAUGAAUGCAAUAUUUUCCACUGAAGUUUAGAUGUAUUAGAACAGUUUGUGCUUAAAAAUUACAAAUUUUACUUAACUACCGCACGUGUACUCAAUGCAACUGAAAUUAAGCUGAAGCAUGUUCUGUAACAGUGUAAACUGAAAUUAGUAUAAUAAAAGCGCGCCAAUCAAUAGUAA